GUAUGCCUUAUUUUUAGUUAUUUUACUUCAACUAAUAUUACUUUCACAUUUCUAAUAAAAUUUCGUAAUUAAGCUAAAAAUUCCAUGCUACGCCACUGGCUUAAUGUUAAAAAUAGCUCUCAUUAUGUUGCGUUAAUCUUAGAUUAAAAUCAAAUUUCAUACUCAAUGAUAGCUGAGAUGGGCUAGAGCUUCCAGUACCAAAUAGUUAUUUGAUUGGUUAGGACGUCGAAUCUCGGAAGUUGCCGCGCACGACGAAGAAUAUCAGAUUUUUUUUUUGAAAUUAACACUAAAAUUUAGAUUUCUUUAAUUAGUCUGCAUUUCAUAAUGCGUAUGUCUGAUUUCUGAUUUCUAGCGUUUAACAUUUUUGUUUUCGAUUUGGAUUUGUUUUUCCUUUUUUGUCUAUUUUGUCUAAAGUAUGUCACUUUUACGCGCUUUAGCUGUCAAUUCGCUCUUAUCAUUCGCUUUUCUGUUUUGCUACGUCUGUUGUGUACAUUUUGAAAAAUAUUGGACCACAACAACAACCACCGUUAAACCGUGGCACAUACGUGAACCAGGCCUGUCACUGCCACUGCCCAAUAGUCAUCCAUCGAAAUGUUUACGUGAAGUGCCCGCAGUGUUCUUUCAGUUCGAGAAGGAUGUGCAAGUCGUCGGCAACAGCACAAACAGUAUUUACUUCAAUGUCAUCGAGGUCUGCUGUAAGGGUUACAAGCGUUAUGAUUUCGACUGGAAUCGCUGUGUGCCGGAUUGUGGCAACAAGUGUCAGGCGAAUGGAUUUUGUUUGGACGGCGGUGUGUGCAAGUGUUUCGACGAAUUCGUACUAAAUCAUCGCAAUGUCUGCAUACCGACGUGUCCGCUGGGCUGUCCGCACGGGCAAUGUUACUUGAAUGGCACGUGCAUAUGCCGCGAUGGUUAUGAGCUAGAUCCGACGCGCAAAUUCUGUAUGCCACGCUGUGAGUUCAGUUGUGCACACAAUGAGAUCUGUGUGGAGCCAAAUAAAUGCGAAUGCCGCGAGGGCUAUACCCGAGCACUGCCGCCCAGCACGAUGGGCUGUCAACCAGUCUGUAUACCGGAUUGCGGGUUCGGGCGUUGUGUGGCGCCGAAUGAGUGCGAAUGUUUUCAUGGCUACCAGAAGCGAUUGAAUGGUAGCGCGUGCGAGAGUAAUUGUUAUAUGCGCUGCGAAAAUGGUUUCUGCGUUAACCGCACCACUUGCCUCUGCCAGAAUGGCUAUCGUUUCGAUCUGAAUACGAGCUCUUGCCUGCCCGUUUGUGACGAAGAUUGCGAAAAUGGUAUUUGUCUCUCGCCGGGAGUAUGUCGUUGUUUUAACGGUUAUGUACGACGUGGGCCGAAGUGUGAGGGUAUCUGCGACGAUGGCUGUGGCUAUUAUGGCAAAUGCAUCGCACCAAAUGCUUGCGGCUGUUCGAUUAUUGAGGGUCCUGUACGAACUUACCAACGUUGUGCUCAUGGCAAUUGCAACUCCAAAGGCCGUUGUCGCUGCAAAGAGGGUUUCGUUCGCUUCAUCGAUCAGUGCAUGGAACCAGACAAGGUGACUACAUAUGCAUCGAUGCAGCCGAGCCGUUUGAAUCAGACACUACUGCAAGAAUUCAAUAUGUUGGUCGGCAGGCAUUUUAUGUUUCAUUAUCAAAUACCAACGUUCUACUAAAACUAAUAGUAAAAUACUUGGCAUUUAAGAGCUCACGUAGGCGAAAUUAUAUUAGUUAAUUCAUUUA
Ceratitis capitata (Mediterranean fruit fly) is the source of this 1727-nucleotide messenger RNA. Its product is annotated as von Willebrand factor D and EGF domain-containing protein. Bases 416 to 1660 code for a protein of 414 amino acids. The transcript has 4 exons. The record is from RefSeq and is a predicted model, not a curated record. NCBI's taxonomy places the organism in Eukaryota, Metazoa, Arthropoda, Insecta, Diptera, Tephritidae.